GAUCUUUGUCCCAAUCCCAAAAGAUACCUAGCGUUGAAGGCUUGUGGAUCACAAAAUUCAGAAACGAAGAUGAACCGGCGGUUUUUGAAUCUGGUGAUAAAGAACACUGCCGAUUGCUUUUAUUCUUUGCGCCGCAUCGAUCCUUACAAACAUUUCUUCUACGGGUCAACAAGAGCAGCACUUGAAGCCGCAGAUGAAGCCACCAAUAAGAAGGAGACUUUCCCAGCGAUGCAGACCAUGCAGCUGCCGCCCCCAUGCGCGAGCUUCACUGCAGCCACCGCCGGCGGCAACAUGGCUAUGUUCGCGCUCUUGAGCCCCCGCGGCACCAGCGAAGGCAGAAUGGUUUAUGCCGAUUCGGAGGGCGAGGCUGGGCUGUACGACGCCGACAAGAAUUCCCACAACAUCCUGGGCCGCCUCAACGAGCCCAAGGGGAUGGACCCCGUGUGCCUGUCCGUCGUGCACCCUGGUGACCCGGGCCAAAGCAUCAUGUACGUCUUGGACAGCUGCCCCCAGGAGAGCCACCCCGGGAGCGGCAUUGAUCGGUGCUUCGAGGUCCUCGAGUCCGUGCCCACGGCAGCUGCUGCAUUGUGCAGCGACGGCAAGUCGACCUGGUGGCGUUGGCGGCUUCUUCCAUCGCCUCCAUUUGUCCUCGAAGAUGGGUACAUAAGCACCACCAUUACCUCCUAUGCCACCAAGGUUGAUGGCAAUGGCUAUUCCACCAUCUACAUAUCAGCCGGCGGCAUCGGCACCUACAGCUUCGAGACGGCGCGCCUUGACUCUAGCCAUCGUCAAGGAUGGAGGCGCACGGAGAAAUGGAGUCGUGUUGGGGAAUGGCAGCUGCCCGUAACUGGCAGUGCUCACUACGUCCCUGAUUUCAACCAAUGGCUUGGCUUCUUAGACUCCACACCCCACCACCUGUGUGCUGUGAACCUCUCUGCCAUGGACCAUGAGCGACCACCCACGGUGCAGCAAGUUUGGGAAGAUGUGAGCCCACCUGAGGGAGAGGAGUGGCUCGUAGCAAAUAUCAACCUUGUCAACCUGGGCGGCGGCAAGUUUCUCAUCGCCAAGACCUUUGAGGAAGGGCCAUACAGUCACCAGUUUACUCUGCUCACCAGCAUAGAGAUGAUUAUGGCUGGUGACAAGAGCCUAAAGAUGGUUAAGCACAAGUGCGCACGUUUUGACUUACACAAGGAAAGCAUCCACUGGGUUCUCUGAAUGAAUAACAGCAUCCAGUUGGUCCUCCGAAUGAACAAUAAUCUUGCAUCCACAUUUGUAAUGUGGCCAUCAAUUACCUUCCUAGUAGGUGAUCGAUUUGCAUAAUUAAGGGCUUGUGUGUUCAGUCCAUGUGGUAUGAGAUGGUUUCUCACUUAAUUCUAGCAUGUUUGCUUAAAACAAUGUAUCAUGUUCAGUAACAAUGUGUUCAAUAUACAAUGUGUCAUGUUCAAUAGUAUAAUUUAU
Molecule: messenger RNA, 1458 nt
Organism: Brachypodium distachyon (stiff brome)
Lineage: Eukaryota; Viridiplantae; Streptophyta; Magnoliopsida; Poales; Poaceae
Exons: 2
Coding region: 70-1215 (381 amino acids)
Source: RefSeq, a predicted model, not a curated record